CAGACACGGACAGGGUAGGACAUAAGACCACAGACAAGGACAGGGCAGAGCCCAAGACGACAGACACUGACGGGACAGAGCCUAAGACCAGAGACACAGACGGGGCAGGGCCGAAGACCACAGACACGGACAUGGCAGAGCCUAAGACCACAAACACAGACGGCGCAGAGCCUAAGACCACAGACACAGACGGGGAAGAUUCUAAGACCACAGACACGGACAGGAAAGAUAAUAAGCCCAGGGUCAAGUCGGCAGGAGAGAUGGGGGUAAGAACAGCUGCCCAGACCAAAACCCAACGAGGUACCCAUACCAGUGAAAGAGUUCAGGAAGAACCCGCCCAUCUUCAACAUCCAGCACGAGUUUAAGUUCCCGGUGGUGUCGAGAGAUGAGUCUGGGGAGAUGGAGGUGGAGGAAAGGCCUGGAGUCCCCCUCGAAGUACGACCUUUUGACCUCAGGAGCCGCCCCGGAGACAACGAGCGUAAGUCCGGAUGUGGUCGGGUGUUCACUGCUCUGACAGGGCUCAUCACCUCUCCCGACUACCCAUUCUUCUAUCCCAACGACAUGUACUGCGUCUACAAGAUCAUACUGCCAGAGGAGUACACAAUAGGGCUGGACUGCGCCUACAUAGAGAUACAGCCUGGUACCCACGGGUGCGAGAACGACUACCUCUCUGUGUCCGACAAUGGGCCCGUGGAGGUGAACGGCCCACAGGAAGAAGGAGAAUCUAGGUACUGUGGUGACAAGUCCCAGGCGUUCUACUCCUCCAGCAGUAACAUGACGCUCGUGUUCAAGAGCGACAGCACCUACAGUUACAAGGGGUUCAUGUGUCGCUACCGGGCACUAAAUGCUAACGGCACAGGUGCCGAUAUUAUAGUCUCCAACGUCACCAAAGAGCAACACCAGGUCAUCUGCACAGGCCCUGGCGAUCAAGGAUGGGCGGGACGGUGCGGGGAAGCCUUCGGUGUUAAUAGAAUCGUGGGCGGCGCGACGACCCAGGAGCACCAGUUCCCUUGGAUGGUGGCGGUGCUGAAGGAGUGUGGCCGGGAUAUGGACCACUACUGUCACAUCUGUGGUGGCACCGUCAUCGCCUCCCAGUGGAUCCUGACAGGUGCCCACUGUAUCGACGGAGUGUACGUGGACACCCUGGCGUUACUGCUGGGGGACCACAACCUCUAUAUUCUGACGCCGUCGCAGAAGUUCUUCAGGAUCGAGGAGGUGUUCAUCCACCCUGACUUCAACUUUCCUAUGCCUCUUAAUAACGACAUUGCCCUGGCUAAACUUCCCCAGGAGAUAGCCUUCAACCGAUACAUAGCACCCAUCUGUCUACCACCGAGGAACUACGAACACCUCACCGACCGACUGCCUACCUUAGAUGCUGAAGUGUUGCUCAGUGAAAGAAACUAUGACCACGGGGAACACGGGGACCACGGGGGCCACGGGAACCACGGGGGCCACGGGGACCACGGGGACCACGGGGGCCACGGGGACCACGGGGGCCACGGGAACCACGGGAACCACGGGAACCACGAGGAGAGGGGAUUAUCGUUCGUCACCCAGUACAUCCACAACCUCUUCAACAACCGUACUGUGUCCGUCUACGGCUGGGGUGUGGUCAGUGACAAUGGACAGCCGGCCCAGAGACUUCGCGGGGUGGAGGUGACUGUCCUGCCCAACUCCGAGUGCCAAUAUUAUUAUGGCUCCUUUGUCAACGAGACCAUGAUGUGUACGUCAGGAAAAGGUGGUCACGGGCCCUGCAGGGGAGACAGCGGGUCGCCUGCGCAGGUUAAGAUGAAAGAUGGACGAUGGAUGCAGAUCGGGGUGUUGGUUUUCGGAGCGGCCUACGGGUGCGAGGUAGGCUUCCCGUCCUGUAAUGCAAUGCUUCCUCUCUACGUCUCCUGGAUUGAGUUAGUUACCGGCAUCUCCUUCGACCGGUACUACUAGAGGACGACCUGCAAUUAGUGGUGUUGGAGGACGACCUUUAACCAGUACUAUUGGAGGACGACCUUUAAGCAGAACUAUUGGUGGACUACCUUUAACCAGUACUAUUGGAAGAUUACCUUUAACCAAUAAUAUUGGAGGACGACCUUUAACUAAUAUUAUUGAAGGACGACCUUUAACCAAUACUAUUGGAGGACGACCUUUAACUAAUAUUAUUAGAGGACGACCUUUAACCAGUACUAUUGGAGGGCGACCUUUAACCAGCACUAUUGGUGGACUACCUUUAACCGUUACUAUUGGAGGACGGCCUUUAACCAGUACUAUUGGAGGACGACCUUUAACCAAUACUAUCGGAGGACGACCUUUAACCAGAACUAUUGGUGGACUACCUUUAACCAGUACUAUUGGAGGACGACCUUUAACCAAUACUAUUGGAGGACGACCUUUAACCAGCACUAUUAGCGGACUACCUUUAACUAAUAUUAUUUGAGGACGACCUUUAACCUGUACUAUUGGAGGACGACCUUUAACCAGCACUAUUGGAGGAUUACCUUUAACUAAUAUUAUUGGAGGACGACCUUUAACCACUGCUAUUGGAGGACGAACUUUAACCAGUACUAUUGGAGGGCGAUCUUCAACCAGUACAACAACUAGAGAACGACCGUCAUCCAGUAUUUCUACUAUCUAACGACCUUCAACCAGCUAGGAUUGUUUGCGUACGACCUUCAACCAGUGCUAUUGGAGAACGACCUUCAACCAUCAUUACUACUAUUAACGCAUGAUCUUCUACCACUCCUAGAGGAUUAUCUACUCCCUACUACUUUUACCAAUACCUGUCAACACCUCCCAUCUACUACAAGGUGACUGGACGAGGAAGAGUAGAAGGCGUACUGAUGCUACUGUGUUGUAACGACGACAAGAUGGUGACAACAACAUACUUUAAAUACUAAUACUAAUACUAAUACUAAUACUAAUACUAAUAAUAAUUAUAAUAAUACUAAUACUAAUAAUAAUAAUAAUAAUAAUAAUUCUCCUAUAACUUUAUUUCUUAAAUGUUGACAAAACUGAACCAAAUUUCUUAAGCUAGGAUGAACGACGUUUACAUUGACAGAGCAGAACUAACUGUGAUAAUUACGUUUGUUGUUUUUUCUAAGGUAAAAAUAUAAUAGGAUGAAUUUGUUGUGGUGUGUUGUGUGAUUUUAUGUUGCAGACCAAUAAAAGGAAAUGU
Homarus americanus (American lobster) is the source of this 3166-nucleotide messenger RNA. Its product is annotated as ovochymase-1-like. Gene Ontology annotation, biological process: proteolysis. Bases 400 to 1941 code for a protein of 513 amino acids. Gene Ontology annotation, molecular function: serine-type endopeptidase activity. The record is from RefSeq and is a predicted model, not a curated record. The transcript has 13 exons. Lineage: Eukaryota; Metazoa; Arthropoda; Malacostraca; Decapoda; Nephropidae.